AUGAGCGGUGCCAUCGCGUCAACCACCACUUCCGCGUCGUUUUUUGCGACGACCACCAGAAAAGUUCACAGAUCGACGACCAGCAAACGAGGAUCAUCUUCGUGCGUCGUGUCGUCGUCGUCCGAAGAAUUUUCUCCGAUUGGAGAAAAAGACGACGACGACGUAAAUAACAAUAACAAUAACAAUAAUGUAUCAUCGAGUAGAAGAGCGGCGAUUGUGAGCGGGUUCUCGGCUGUGCUCGCAGUUUCUGCCUCUACUUCCCCUGCUGCUUUUGCCGCGGAUAAAGACGAGGAGAAGAAGAAGAAAGUCGUCGCAGUUCCGUACACUCCGUACGUCCCGCAAAGCGAAUCGAGCGAAGAGAUGUUGGAAGUGGCGAAGCAGUUGAAAGAUGCCGGAGCGCGAUUGUACGGUGCGUUUUGGUGCGAGAACUGCAACAAACAAAAAGAAACGUUAGGUAAAGAGGCGAUGGAGAUGAUAGAGUACGUGGAGUGCUUCCCGGAUGGGGUGUACCAAAAUGCACCAGACGGAAGAGCGGAUGUGACGAAACCGGCGGAGUUUUGCGGGCCGUACUCCGAAUCGUGGCCGAUGUGGGUUUUGCCGUCGCCGUCGACGCCAGAAACGCCGGAGAUUGGAGUGCAAGGUAAAGUUUUGAAAGCAAAGGAGUUGAAGAAGUUGGUGAAAGAGGCAGGCGGUGAGAAGGUUGACUUGGUGAAGUAUUUCACGACGCUCGAAGUCAAGUAA
Messenger RNA from Bathycoccus prasinos, 741 nucleotides. RefSeq lists its product with no specific name. The record is from RefSeq and is a predicted model, not a curated record. The coding region runs from base 1 to 741 and encodes 246 amino acids. The transcript has a single exon. NCBI's taxonomy places the organism in Eukaryota, Viridiplantae, Chlorophyta, Mamiellophyceae, Mamiellales, Bathycoccaceae.